GGUCGAGCCAAGACAGCCAUGGCGGUCGGCCCGUCCGCGAUGUCCACGACGAGCACGGCAUCCACGACGACGAGCACGACAUCGAGCUCGUCGACAUCCUCAUCGUCAAGCUCCGGGAGCACGUCCUUCUCCUCAAAUGGCACUGCCGCACUCAUCCUCGCUUUCCUCGCCAUCGGCCUGUUCGUCGGCGGAAUGCUCGCUAUGAUCGGUCUGCGCAGGCGCGCUCUGGGGCGGGCGCAGCGCUGGAUGGCGAGCGAUGUGCCGAGUCCUUUGUGGGCGCAUGAAUUCCCGGACACGGACGCCGACGGGCGGAGCAGACCCCGGAGGAAGAAGAAAGAUGUGGGCACACCGCCCACAUUAUAUGACAUUUACGCCCCUGUAAAGAGCGUAGACCCUGCAUCAUGGCAGAAUAUACUUCCUCUAUCCGCCAAAACAGUAUCUCAGAGCUCGCCGCGUCCGCCUGUACCAGAAAGCGAGGAUGUCGCCCAAGGUGGCCAUCAUCGAUGGCACUUCGAUGCCCUAGGAUUCUUCCACUGGCCUCCUGCGCCGACUGCUCCACCGUCCCCUCCCGCGCUCCCUGAGGCGAAGGUGGCAGUCGCCGUCGUAGUCGCCAUGCCGGUGCCUUCCGACGCUGAAUUCCUCCAACUCGACUACACUCUGGGUUUGACACAGCUCACGUCGAACUGUAGCUCAUCUACAUCCGACACGUCGAAAGCUGUAACCCUUGCCAAUAGUCGAAGUGACCAUCUACGAUAACCUUCGCAAUGUUUUCCACUGCUAUCCGUCUUCGUCAUCGCUCGCCGUGCCCUGCAACCUGCGUCUGUAUCAACUACGGAAUAUCGUGUCUGUAUCUCGUAUCCACUCGUCUAUCGUAAU
This is a messenger RNA of Rhodofomes roseus, 876 nucleotides long. RefSeq lists its product as uncharacterized. The record is from RefSeq and is a predicted model, not a curated record. NCBI's taxonomy places the organism in Eukaryota, Fungi, Basidiomycota, Agaricomycetes, Polyporales, Fomitopsidaceae. The coding region runs from base 19 to 756 and encodes 245 amino acids. The transcript is spliced from 2 exons.